Panicum virgatum (switchgrass) is the source of this 2953-nucleotide messenger RNA. RefSeq names its product probable 2-oxoglutarate-dependent dioxygenase AOP1.2. Gene Ontology annotation, molecular function: dioxygenase activity. The record is from RefSeq and is a predicted model, not a curated record. The transcript is spliced from 3 exons. Bases 101 to 1153 code for a protein of 350 amino acids. NCBI's taxonomy places the organism in Eukaryota, Viridiplantae, Streptophyta, Magnoliopsida, Poales, Poaceae.
UCUCUCUACUUUGUAAUCUGUGAUUUGCUACAUCUAUUGAUGACAAGUUCAGGCUGCCUGCCGUAGUUCGCUUAAAAAAAACACGAAUCGAGCCGACGGCAUGGCCUCCGCCAACGAUGCCGAGCUGCGCCGCCAUGGCAUCCGCCGGGUCGACCUCCGCGGGGUCAAGCCCGGCUCCCGGGGCUGGGAGGAAGCCCGCGCCGCGGUGGCCGCGUCCAUGGAGGCGCUCGGCGCCGUCCUCGUCGUGCAUGACGCUCUCGGCCCGGACCUCCGCCGGGCCCUGUUCGGCCGCGCGGUGCCGGAGUUCUUCGCGCUCCCGCCGGACGUCAAGCGGGGGCUUGUCUCCGGCCCCAUCAACGGGUACAUCGGGCCGAGGCCCUACGCGCCGACGUACGAGAGCGUGCGCGCCUGGGAGACCACAAACGGCGGCGGCGUCCGGAACGUCGGCGACCUCCUCUGGCCGCACGGCAGGAAUCCUUCAUUUUGGUACGAAAUCUUCGUCAGCUUGCUGGUGUUUCCAUCUUUGAUUUGGUCACGUUUUUGCCCUGCAUCGUGCAGCGACACGGUCUCGACGUUCGCGACGAACAUGCUGGGCAUCCAGAAAAGAGUGGGGGCGAUGAUCCUAGAGGGCCUGGGCGUCGGCCAGGGGAGCGUCGUCUCCCACCUCGACUCGCUCAACUACAGCGUCCGGGUGUCGCGCUACGGGGCGUCGGAGGCAGCAGCCGCCACCGGCUACGGCAAGCUCAUGGCGUCGCACAGGGACUGCACCGUGCUGUCCGUGGUCGUGCAGCACGACGUCGAGGGCCUCGAGUUGCAGGCCAAGGACGGGAGCUGGCUCGCGGUGGCCCCCGAGCCGGACACCGUCGCCGUCAUCGCCGGCGAGCUGCUCGCGGUCGUGACGAACGGGAGGGUGCCGGCGUGCGUGCACCGCGUCAGCGCGCCGGGCGGCCGCGAGCGGCUGUCGGCGCAGUUCGUGUCCACUCCCAAGGACGGCCACACGGUGCGGCCGCUGGACGAGCUCGUCGACGGCCACCACCCGCCGCUGUACAACCCCUGCGACUUCGACGGGUACGUCCACUUCCGGUUCGUCGGGGAUGGGCGCAAGUUAAGCGACCCGUUGGAGGCCUUCUGCGGAGUGGCCAAGGACGAAUGAGCGAUGGAAUUCGUGGUCAAUGCUAGCUCCACGGUGCGCGGAGUAGUAACCAACGGACAAGUGACCCAAAAACUUGCUUGUACGAGGUGACGACUCUUGCAUCUAUUCGCGUCCUCUCUCUUCUUGAUCUGUUUGGCCACUCCAAUCCCUUCUCUGUUUCAACUCUCUCCGGAAAUGGUUGGUGUCGCUGCCAACGAGGCAGAGGCGGAUGCAGAAAUUGAAAGUAGGGAGCUCAUCUCUCUUCUCAUUUGUUCAAUCCCCCUCCCCCCUCCCUCUUCAUGUUUCUCUUUUUUCUCUUCCUCUCCCUCCUUACUCCCUCUAAUUUCCUUGGAGUCCUUUGGGUAGGGGGGCUUGAGAUCCCCACGCUGGCUCCGCCGCUGCAAUGAGGCAUUGUUGCUACAUAUAGAUAAGAAAAAUGCGGGAUCAAGAUUGUUAGGGUUAACCGAUGCUUGACUUAAGAGUAUUUAUGCAUGUGUUAAAAGUUUUCAAUAUUCAAAUAGAAUGAUUCAAACAUAUAGUCUCAAUGUUUUGAAUGUCGAAAUUUUCCAUAGAAAUUGAGAAGUUUCGGUAUCUAAGAAAUAAUGUUUCGCAAGCUAAUUUUUUUGGGUGCAUAAUCUAAAGUUUAUAUUUGGAGUAAAAGAUUCUCAAUCUUUUACUUAGAGACAAGAUGUCCAAGCUUUUCAUAAAGUAUUGGAUCUAAGAGUAUAAAGUAUUGAACUGUGAGGACAAAGUAUUGGAUAUAAGAGUACCAGUCCAAAUUAAGCUAGUAUAAACUUCAAGCUUUUGAAAUGUAAAGUUUGGAAUUACAAAAUUUUGAAUCUAUGAGUAAAAUGCUUCAAUUGUGAUAGUAGUAAGUACGUGAUUAUUUAGAAUGAGAAGUUUUUGAUAUAGUACUUCGAUGUUUGAAAUAUGUUAUUAGAAACUUUGCAUAUUUGUAGUGAAAGCUCAGAGUUUUUUAUGUAAUUUUUCUGACUACUGACUUCAAAGAUCCUAAAUUCAUAGUGUGAACUUAUUGAAUUUGGAGUUCAUAAUUUUUUUAUUUCAGAAGUUUAUUUUUUGAAUAAAUUGUGCACAAGUUUUUCAUGUAGUGUAAAUUUUUUUAAGUAUCCAUGUAUAAAGUUUUCAUUUAUAAAAUUUGUUAAACCCGUGUGGGUAUAAUAAUCAUUAGCUAAAACAAAAAAAUUAAUGAAAAGCACAAUAAUCUAAAUGAAGUGAACAGGAAAAUAUGCUACUCAUUCUGUCAUAUAAUAUAGCUACUUCUAAAGUUUUCAAAUAAACUAAGGAUCGAGAGUAAAAGCUUAUAUUACCCCCUUCUAUUGUUACCAUAUUAAGAGAAUAUUUAUGGGCCUUGCGCUGCUGCCAUUUAAUUUGUCUCAGAAGCACCCAGCUGAUCCUAGCACACAUUGAUUUCUAAACGAGCGCAAGUGAAUCGGAAGCAUAUAGUUUGAACCUUUACAUCAUAUUAUUUAUUUCUCGUACUUAAGAACUUCGGUUCAAUAGAAAAAUAAAAUAAUUAUUAGUACAAAUUGAUUAUAUGUGAAUAUAAAAGUGCAAAUAAUUGUACACAAUAUAGCAUAUAAAGUUUUGAAACUUGUCAGAUAAAAAUAAUUAUAACAAAUAAAAUUUGUUCUUCAUGAACAAAAAUUGAAAAGUCAUGUGAAACAAGAAAUAAAAAAAACUUGUUCCAUUGGAACAUAUGUGUAUAGAUAUUGUGUGGAGUAAGAACUCAUAUCGGUUGUGGAUCCGAUGCACGCACAGGCGAUUUUUGCUUCCUGCGCGCCAAAUCCCCCUCCAAGCACC